Messenger RNA from Aspergillus uvarum CBS 121591, 1857 nucleotides. RefSeq names its product flavin-containing monooxygenase. The record is from RefSeq and is a predicted model, not a curated record. NCBI's taxonomy places the organism in Eukaryota, Fungi, Ascomycota, Eurotiomycetes, Eurotiales, Aspergillaceae. Bases 1 to 1857 code for a protein of 618 amino acids. Gene Ontology annotation, molecular function: NADP binding; flavin adenine dinucleotide binding; N,N-dimethylaniline monooxygenase activity. The transcript has 4 exons.
AUGACCGAAAUUGUAGAAUUCAGAGCUCGCGAGCUUCCUAUCCGCCAGCAGGGAUGUUGCAAGCCUUCAAUCCCCGAGAAAGCAAAGCCCGUGGUCGUGGACAAAGAAACCACCCCUGCUGAGGCUGUGACAACACGACCGAGAUUCUGCAUCGAGGAUCAUCCCGGUGACCGGCCACGUGGGAUUCGCGUGGGAAUUGUCGGGGCCGGACUAUCGGGGAUCACAGCAGGGAUCUUACUCCCUGCCAAAGUGCCAGGGAUUGAUCUGACCAUCCUGGAGAAGAAUGCUGACGUCGGCGGUGCAUGGUUCGAGAAUACCUACCCUGGUGUGCGGUGUGAUGUGCCCGCCCACGUCUACCAGUCCGGCUUCGCGCCGAAUACUCAGUGGAAAGAGGAGUUCGCACAAGGACCAGAGAUUCGCGAGUACUGGCAGGGCCUUGCCCGUCGGUUCGAUGUGUACAAGUACUUGCGUCUGCAGCGCAAAGUCCUCCGAGCGGAAUGGCAGCUGGACGAAGCCAAAUGGAAAGUCACCAUCCAAGAUCUUCGAGACAACAAGAAGAUAUAUGAAGAGACCUUCGACAUCUUCAUCACCGCCAUCGGGUACUUCAACACGUGGCGCAUCCCCAAUUUCAAAGGCAUAGGUCAAUUCCAAGGCGCCAUAUUCCACUCAUCCAACUGGGACCACAGUGUCCCGCUCGAAGGUAAACAAAUCGCUCUCAUCGGUAACGGUGCAUCAGGCAUUCAAAUUCUACCCGAAAUCCAACCCAUCGCCUGUAAAAUCGAUCACUACGCCCGUAGCCGCACCUGGAUCGUCCAUCCGCCCAACGUCGACGGGGACUGGCAACGGGCGUCUCUCGCAGCCGACAAGUUGGAGUCCUUCCGCGACCCGCAGACCUACCUGCAGUACCGCAAGGAGAAAGAGGCGGAGUUCUUCCGCGGGUUCGCCACCUGCUUCCUGGGCUCGCCUGAGAACGACUUCCUGCGGCAGAUGUGGACGACCUCGAUGCUGGCACGCGUCGAGCACAACGAGGCCCUCCUCAGCGACCUGAUCCCGGACUUCCCGCCUUGCUGUCGUCGUCCCACCCCGGGACCGGGGUAUCUGGAAGCGUUGAUCCAGCCGAAUGUGGAGCUCAUUCGCUCGGGAAUCGACCGCCUGACGCGGGAUGGGAUCCAGACGGUGGACGGGGUGGAAAGGCCCGCGGAUGUCGUAAUCUGCGCGACGGGCGCCAACUCCGAUCUUGUGCCGCCAUUCCCAGUCGUGGCCUUCGGGGUGGAUCUCUGCGAAGCCUGGGCAUCGGACGGGAUUUACGGGUUCCCGUACACGUACCUCGGGACAGCGACGCCCGGGUUCCCCAAUGCGCUCUGGUUAGGCGGGGCCCACGUGGUCGGUCCCAGCGGGACAAUCCCCAACUGCGUGGAGAACCAGAUCACCUAUAUCGCGAAGAUGAUUCGCAAGGUCCGCGGCCAGGGGAUCCGCACGUUUGUGCCGGCCAAAGCCGCGGCGGAUGAUUUCUUCGAAUAUUGCCAUGCGUUCUUCCCACGGACGGUGUGGACAGGAAACGAUGACUCGACGCCGGGGAAGGCAAACUGUCGGUCGUGGAUGAACGGGGGACGGCCGAAUGGGUUCGUCCAUGGCCUUUUUCCAGGAAGUGCCAGUCUGGCAAACUUUGUUCGGCGGGAUCCGCGGUGGGAGGACUGGGAGUAUACGUAUACGAACCCGAGCGGGAACAGAUUCGCCUUCCUGGGCAACGGGUGGACAACACGAGAGAUGCAGCCUGAUGCGGACUUGACACCUCACCUGAAACAGCCGGACCAUAUUGAUUUGAGAUCUUACUUGGAAGGGUGGUGGGAUGUCUAG